Molecule: messenger RNA, 8312 nt
Organism: Carassius auratus (goldfish)
Lineage: Eukaryota; Metazoa; Chordata; Actinopteri; Cypriniformes; Cyprinidae
Product: tenascin-X
Exons: 39
Coding region: 135-7970 (2611 amino acids)
Biological process (GO): protein dephosphorylation
Molecular function (GO): protein tyrosine phosphatase activity; protein binding
Source: RefSeq, a predicted model, not a curated record
GCUUGAGCAAGAGCUGACACCUCUCACAUCAGUGCUCAGUUUGGUUCGAGAAGGACCAGCCAAUUUAAUGAGGUUGUAGAGUAGUUAAUUGUUGAGAAAAGUUGCAGAAAACUCUUCAGAAUCCAUUAAAUAACAUGGCACGUCUUUCUUUCAAAACUGUAUGUAAAGGCACAGCGCUUUUGUUCUUUGUCAUUCUUCUGGGGUUGAAUGCAGAAACUACUAUAGCUCCUGCCACUACAAGCUCUCCUUCAGCUGAGCUUCAAACAUCAGCUUCUCAAAAGCCAGAUGUGAUCAGGGACCUCCUAGUGUCGGAAAUCACAACAUCAUCUGUAUUUCUGAAAUGGGAAGAAUCAACAGGAUAUAGAUCUUUCUUUAAAAUCCAGUGGACUGAUGAUAAAACAAAUGCAACUACUAACACUUCCUCCUAUCUCAUCACUGGUCUGACUUCUGGAGUCAAUUACACAUUCUGCAUCACUGCUGUGGCGGCAGAUCAAUCAACAGAAAGUGAAUCUGUCUGUAUCUCAGCAUGGACCAAGCCAGAUAUGAUCAAUAAUCUCAAAGUGACCGAAAUCACAACAUCGUCUGUGUUUCUGACAUGGGAUGAACGAUUUGGAAAUAUAUCUUUUUUUAAACUUAACUGGACUGAUGAGAAAACAUCUAAUCAUGUAACAACCAAUAACACAUGGUAUAACAUCACUGAUCUGACUGCUGGAGUCAAUUACACAUUUAUCAUCACAGCUGUUGCAGCAGAUAAAUCAACAGAAGGAUAUCUUCACUAUGGGCCAGAUGUGAUCAAGGACCUCCUAGUGUCGGAAAUCACAACAUCAUCUGUAUUUCUGAAAUGGGAAGAAUCAACUGGAUAUAGAUCUUUCUUUAAAAUCCAGUGGACUGAUGAUAAAACAAAUGCAACUACUAACACUUCCUCCUAUCUCAUCACUGGUCUGACUUCUGGAGUCAAUUACACAUUCUGCAUCACUGCAGUGGCGGCAGAUCAAUCAACAGAAAGUGAAUCUGUCUGUAUCUCAGCAUGGACCAAACCUGACAUCAUUAUGAACCUGACAGCUGAUGAUAUUACAUCAUCCUCUGUUUUACUAAACUGGAUUAAACCAUAUGGCCAAAGCUCUCGUUACCGUGUAGAAUAUGAAAAUAAAAAUGUGUCUACAGAAAACACCUCCAUCAAGUUAAAUGAUCUGAUUCCUGGAGCACAGUACACAUUCAGAGUGUUUGCAGUUGCAGCUGAUCAUGUGACCGAGGGGAGAGCCAAUCAGAUUUCACUUUAUACCAAGCCAGCUUUGAUCAGGGACCUCCUAGUGUCGGAAAUCACAACAUCAUCUGUAUUUCUGAAAUGGGAAGAAUCAACAGGAUAUAGAUCUUUCUUUAAAAUCCAGUGGACUGAUGAUAAAACAAAUGCAACUACUAACACUUCCUCCUAUCUCAUCACUGGUCUGACUUCUGGAGUCAAUUACACAUUCUGCAUCACUGCAGUGGCGGCAGAUCAAUCAACAGAAAGUGAAUCUGUCUGUAUCUCAGCAUGGACCAAACCUGACAUCAUUAUGAACCUGACAGCUGAUGAUAUUACAGCAUCCUCUGUUUUACUAAACUGGACUAAACCAUAUGGCCAAAGCUCUCAUUACCGUGUAGAAUAUGAAAAUAAAAAUGUGUUUACAGAAAACACCUCCAUCAAGAUAAAUGAUCUGAUUCCUGGAGCACAGUACACAUUCAGAGUGUUUGCAGUUGCAGCUGAUCAUGUGACCGAGGGGAGAGCCAAUAAGAUUUCACUUUAUACCAAGCCAAAUGUGAUCAAGAAUCUCAGAGUGUCUGAAAUCACAACAUCAUCUGUGUUUCUGACAUGGGAUGAACCAGCUGGAAAUAGAUCUUUCUUUAAACUUAAUUGGACCGAUCAAAAAUUUGACUUGAUCAGAAAUGCAAUAGCAACUACUAACACUUUCUAUAACAUUACUGGUCUGACUUCUGGAGUCAAUUACACAUUAAUCAUCACAGCUGUGGCAGCAGAUAAAUCAACAGAAGGAGGAUCAGUGGCUACCUCAAAUUAUACUAAGCCUGACAUCAUUAUGAUCCUCACAGCUGAUGAUAUUACAGCAUCCUCUGUUUUACUAAACUGGACUAAACCAUAUGGCCAAAGCUCUCGUUACCAUGUAGAAUAUGAAAAUAGCAAUUUGACUACUGAAAACACCUCCAUCAAAAUAGAUCAUCUGAUUCCUGGAGCACAGUACACAUUCAAAGUGUUUGCAGUUGCAGCUGAUCAUGUGACCGAGGGGAGAGCCAAUCAGAUGUCACUGCACACCAAACCUGACAUCAUUAUGAACCUGACAGCUGAUGAUAUUACAGCAUCCUCUGUUUUACUAAACUGGACUAAACCAUAUGGCCAAAGCUCUUGUUACCGUGUAGAAUAUGAAAAUAACAAUGUGACUACUGAAAAUACCUCCAUCAAAAUAGAUCAUCUGACUCCUGGAGCACAGUACACAUUCAGAGUGUUUGCAGUUGCAGCUGAUCAUGUGACCGAGGGGAGAGCCAAUCAGAUUUCACUGCACACCAAGCCAGCUUUGAUCAGGGACCUCCUAGUGUCUGAAAUCACAACAUCAUGUGUGUUUCUGACAUGGGAAGAACCAACUGGAUCUAGAUCUUUCUUUAAAAUCCAGUGGACUGAUGAUAAAACAACUGCAACUACUAACACUUCCUCCUAUCUCAUCACUGGUCUGACUUCUGGAGUCAGUUACACAUUCUGCAUCACUGCUGUGGCGGCAGAUCAAUCAACAGAAAGUGAAUCUGUCUGUAUCUCAGCAUGGACCAAGCCAGAUAUGAUCAAGAAUCUCAAAGUGACCGAAAUCACAACAUCGUCUGUGUUUCUGACAUGGGAUGAACCAUUUGGAAAUAUAUCUUUUUUAAAACUUAAUUGGACUGAUGAGAAAACAUCUAAUCAUGUAACAACAAAUAACACAUGGUAUAACAUCACUGAUUUGACUGCUGGAGUCAAUUACACAUUUAUCAUCACAGCUGUUGCAGCAGAUAAAUCAACAGAAGGAGAAGCAGUGGUUACCUCUAAAUAUACUAAGCCUGACAUCAUUAUGAACCUGACAGCUGAUGAUAUUACAGCAUCCUCUGUUUUACUAAACUGGACUAAACCAUAUGGCCAAAGCUCUCGUUACCGUGUAGAAUAUGAAAAUAACAAUGCGACUACUGAAAACACCUCCAUCAAAAUUUAUCAUCUGACUCCUGGAGCACAGUACACAUUCAGAGUGUUUGCAGUUGCAGCUGAUCAUGUGACCAAGGGGAGAGACAAUCAGAUUUCACUGUAUACCAAGCCAGAUAUGAUCAAGAAUCUCAAAGUGACCGAAAUCACAACAUCGUCUGUGUUUCUGACAUGGGAUGAACCAUUUGGAAAUAUAUCUUUUUUAAAACUUAAUUGGACUGAUGAGAAAACAUCUAAUCAUGUAACAACAAAUAACACAUGGUAUAACAUCACUGAUUUGACUGCUGGAGUCAAUUACACAUUUAUCAUCACAGCUGUUGCAACAGAUAAAUCAACAGAAGGAGAAUCAGUGGUUACCUCUAAAUAUACUAAGCCUGACAUUAUUAUGAACCUGACAGCUGAUGAUAUUACAGCAUCCUCUGUUUUACUAAACUGGACUAAACCAUAUGGCCAAAGCUCUUGUUACCAUGUAGAAUAUGAAAAUAACAAUGUGACUACUGAAAACACAUCCAUCAAAAUAGAUCAUCUGACUCCUGGAGCAAAGUACACAUUCAGAGUGUUUGCAGUUGCAACUGAUCAUGUGACCAAGGGGAGAGCCAAUAAUAUUUCACUGUACACCAAGCCAGAUGUGAUCAAGAAUCUCAGAGUGUCUGAAAUCAGAACAUCAUCUGUGUUUCUGACAUGGGAUGAACCAUUUGGAAAUAGAUCUUUCUUUAAACUUAAUUGGACCGAUCAGAAAUUUGACUUGAUCAGAAAUGCAAUAGAAACUACUAACACUUCCUCCUAUCUCAUCUCUGGUCUGACUUCUGGAGUCAAUUACACAUUCUGCAUCACUGCUGUGGCGGCAGAUAAAUCAACAGAAAGUGAAUCUGUCUGUAUCUCAGCAUGGACCAAGCCAGAUAUGAUCAAGAAUCUCAAAGUGACCGAAAUCACAACAUCGUCUGUGUUUCUGACAUGGGAUGAACCAUUUGGAAAUAGAUCUUUAUUUAAACUUAAUUGGACUGAUGAGAAAACAUCUAAUCAUGUAACAACAAAUAAAACAUGGUAUAACAUCACUGAUUUGACUGCUGGAGUCAAUUACACAUUUAUCAUCACAGCUGUUGCAGCAGAUAAAUCAACAGAAGGAGAAUCAGUGGUUACCUCUAAAUAUACUAAACCUGACAUCAUUAUGAACCUGACAUCUGAUCAUAUUACAUCAUCCUCUGUUUUACUAAAUUGGACUAAACCAUAUGGCCAAAGCUCUUGUUACCGUGUAGAAUAUGAAAAUAACAAUGUGACUACUGAAAACACAUCCAUCAAAAUAGAUCAUCUGACUCCUGGAGCAAAGUACACAUUCAGAGUGUUUGCAGUUGCAGCUGAUCAUGUGACCGAGGGGAGAGGCAAUCAGAUUUCACUGUAUACCAAGCCAGAUGUGAUCAAGAAUCUGAAAGUGACCAAAAUCACAACAUCAUCUGUGUUUCUGACAUGGGAUGAACCAUUUGGAAAUAGAUCUUUAUUUAAACUUAAUUGGACUGAUGAGAAAACAUCUAAUCAUGUAACAACCAAUAACACAUGGUAUAACAUCACUGAUUUGACUGCUGGAGUCAAUUACACAUUUAUCAUCACGGCUGUUGCAGCAGAUAAAUCAACAGAAGGAGAAUCAGUGGUUACCUCUAAAUAUACUAAGCCUGACAUCAUUAUGAACCUGACAGCUGAUGAUAUUACAGCAUCCUCUGUUUUACUAAACUGGAUUAAACCAUAUGGCCAAAGCUCUUGUUACCGUGUAGAAUAUGAAAAUAACAAUGCGACUACUGAAAAUACCUCCAUCAAAAUAGAUCAUCUGACUCCUGGAGCACAGUACAAAUUCAGAGUUUUUGCAGUUGCAACUGAUCAUGUGACCGAAGGGAGAGCCAAUCAGAUUUCACUGUAUACCAAGCCAAAUGUGAUCAAGAAUCUCAGAGUGUCUGAAAUCACAACAUCAUCUGUGUUUCUGACAUGGGAUGAGCCAUUUGGAAAUAGAUCUUUCUUUAAAAUCCAAUGGACUGGUGAUCAAAUAAAUGGAUAUUCAGCAACUAUUAACACUUACUAUAACAUCACUAGACUGACUGCUGGAGUAAAUUACACAUUAUGUAUCACUGCUCUUACUGCACAUAAUGUAGACGAAAGUGAACCUUUCUGCAUCUGCAAAUAUACUGAGCCAGAUGUGAUCAAGUAUCUGAGAGUGUCUGAAAUCACAACAUCAUCUGUGUUUCUGACAUGGGAUGAACCAGCUGGAAAUAGAUCUUUCUUUAAACUUAACUGGACUGAUGAGAAAACAUCUAAUCAUGUAACAACCAAUAACACAUGGUAUAACAUCACUGAUCUGACUGCUGGAGUCAAUUACACAUUUAUCAUCACAGCUGUUGCAGCAGAUAAAUCAACAGAAGGAGAAUCAGUGGUUACCUCUAAAUAUACUAAGCCUGACAUCAUUAUGAACCUGACAGCUGAUGAUAUUACAGCAUCCUCUGUUUUACUAAACUGGAUUAAACCAUAUGGCCAAAGCUCUUGUUACCGUGUAGAAUAUGAAAAUAACAAUGCGACUACUGAAAAUACCUCCAUCAAAAUAGAUCAUCUGACUCCUGGAGCACAGUACAAAUUCAGAGUUUUUGCAGUUGCAACUGAUCAUGUGACCGAAGGGAGAGCCAAUCAGAUUUCACUGUAUACCAAGCCAAAUGUGAUCAAGAAUCUCAGAGUGUCUGAAAUCACAACAUCAUCUGUGUUUCUGACAUGGGAUGAGCCAUUUGGAAAUAGAUCUUUCUUUAAAAUCCAAUGGACUGGUGAUCAAAUAAAUGGAUAUUCAGCAACUAUUAACACUUACUAUAACAUCACUAGACUGACUGCUGGAGUAAAUUACACAUUAUGUAUCACUGCUCUUACUGCACAUAAUGUAGACGAAAGUGAACCUUUCUGCAUCUGCAAAUAUACUGAGCCAGAUGUGAUCAAGUAUCUGAGAGUGUCUGAAAUCACAACAUCAUCUGUGUUUCUGACAUGGGAUGAACCAGCUGGAAAUAGAUCUUUCUUUAAACUUAACUGGACUGAUGAGAAAACAUCUAAUCAUGUAACAACCAAUAACACAUGGUAUAACAUCACUGAUCUGACUGCUGGAGUCAAUUACACAUUUAUCAUCACAGCUGUUGCAGCAGAUAAAUCAACAGAAGGAGAAGCAGUGGUUACCUCAAAACAUACGAAACCUGACAUCAUUAUGAACCUCACAGCUGAUGAUAUUACAGCAUCCUCUGUUUUACUAAACUGGACUAAACCAUAUGGCCAAAGCUCUUGUUACCAUGUAGAAUAUGAAAAUAACAAUGUGACUACUGAAAACACCUCCAUCAAAAUAGAUCAUCUGACUCCUGGAGCACAGUACACAUUCAGAGUGUUUGCAGUUGCAGCUGAUCAUGUGACCGAAGGGAGAGCCAAUCAGAUUUCACUGUAUACCAAGCCAGAUGUGAUCAGGAAUCUCAGAGUGUCUGAAAUCACAACAACAUCUGUGUUUUUGACAUGGGAUGAACCAGCUGGAAAUAUAUAUUUCUUUAAACUACAAUGGACUGAUGAGAAAACAAGUGCAACUACUAACACUUCCUCCUAUCUCAUCUCUGGUCUGACUGCUGGAGUCAGUUACACAUUCUGCAUCACUGCUGUGGCGGCAGAUCGAUCAACAGAAGGAGAAACAUUCUGCAUCUCACAAUAUACCAAAUUGGACAUUUGGCUGAUUGUUGGUGUAGCUUUGGCAGCGAUCUGUUUUCUCUUCAUCAUCAUUCUGAUUCUCUUCUUCUAUUCAAGAAGAAAAGCAAAGGAACAGUAUCCUGACAUCCCUUUACACAUUUUUAGUAAUACUGCUAUGAGAAUAGUUGAUUAUGAAGAGCAGUUUAAACGGAAGCAAGCAGAUGGUUUUGCUGAAGAGUUUGAGAAGUUGAAAGCUAUUGGAAUGGCACAGUCAAAAAACGCAGCCCAGGCUAUUGAAAACAAGGAGAAGAAUCGUGACGGCAGUGUGUUACCUUAUGAUGCUUCAAGAGUGAAGUUAUCAAAAUGUGGCAGCCCCUUUGAUGAUUACAUUAAUGCCAGCUAUGUCCCAGGCUACAAGUCAAGAGAAGAGUUUAUAGCUGCUCAGUGUCCGUUGCCCACCACAGUGGAUGAAUUUUGGAGAAUGAUAUGGGAGAAGAACGUCUACACUAUAGUGAUGCUGAACAAACGCAACGAGAAGGUAAUGAAAUGUGAGAAGUACUGGCCAUCUGGAACUUAUAAUUAUCAUAACAUCUCUGUGACAACCACCUCAGAGACAGACCUGGAGAGUUGGAUCAUAAGAGACUUCAGAAUAAAAAAUGUGAAAACAGAAGAAACUCGUAACAUAUGCCAGUUCCACUUCACCGCGUGGCCAGAUCAUGAAAUUCCAGCAUCCACUGAAGUCCUCAUUGAUUUCAGAUGCCUGGUUAGAAAACACAUGGACCAGUACUCACGCCACUCUCCAGCUGUGGUGCAUUGCAGUUCUGGUAUGGCAACAGGGGUCUUCAUUGCCAUUGACCACCUGAUCUUCCAGAUUGAAAGAGACAGUAUGGUGGAUGUCUAUGGAAUUGUUACUGAUAUGCAAAUGCACAGGCCCCUCAUGAUACAGACUGAGGCACACUAUUCUUACCUCCACCAGUGUGCGUAUGACAUAAUUCGAUCAAGAACUGGAACUAACAUGGAUUUAAUUUAUCAGAACACAGAAGCACCGCAAAUCUAUGAGAAAAUACAGCAUAUCUAAAGCAAUAAAAUGGCCCUUGCCGAUUUUAUCAGACAGAUUUAAGAUUGUAUACAGUACAUUUUAAACUUGAUUUCAAAAUAAUGAAAUCCACACUUUACAUAUAGCUGGGUGUAAUUUAUUUCUUGCACACUAUUCAAAACAUGAAUAACAUUUUCAUUUGAAUGAAUAAAUUAAAAAGUUAAAAACACUGAAAAUGCUGAUACACUUGAUCAUGUAAAUAUGUCUGAAAUCAAAAUAUAUAUUUUUUUACUUUUCCAAAGAUCAUAUUUGUAUAAUUUGACAUUAUAUAUUCACUGUAACCCCUCUACAUUUGUAUAAAACAUUUAUCACUUCUCAUGUUAU